UCGGCGCGUCACGCGACGUCCCGGCACGUCCGCAGGAUUGAAAAACUGCGUUUCAUGAAUGAGAGGGCAAAGUGCUGUAAACUUUCAUUUAUUCUUGUUACUCUUUACCCCAGUAAGCUAGUUUACGACAACCACGUGUGACGAACACGAGACGUGACAAGAGGUGAACUUCAGUUGACGGAGAAGAGCGGAGGGGUAGACCGCUUCAAAAUAGCAUCCGCUUUGCCCUCGGGGUGGAGGGGGUUCCCCGAGAAAGCCAACACCUGUCGCACGCACGUCUCGGUGCGCAGUUACGCUCGUUGAUGUGUGCCGUGGUUCGACUGCAGUAUGUGGAACGUCGGGAGGCAUCACGCGAAAGUAUUGUUAGGAGCGUACAACGCUGCGAGGUGCGCACUUAGCCGGCAAUGCCUGUUCACGAGGACCGAUGUCGUGCGACGUAACGACGCCUCCCUGAGGGAGUACUGUUCGAAGUUCCUGCUGCGAAAGGGACCGCCUGAACAAACGAACGUCGUGACUCGUAAUUAUGCCGCAAAACCGAGCAGUAAAAGCGACAAGAUUGUGGGGUCCUGGUUGCUCACCUGCGGCGGCAUGGUUUUCGUCGCGGUCGCCUUAGGCGGCGUGACGAGACUCACCGAGUCAGGCUUGUCUAUGGUCACCUGGAAAUUGCUAGGAGAGAAGAUGCCUCGGACCGAGGCUCAGUGGACAUCGGAGUUUGAGCGUUACAAACAAUUUCCCGAAUACAAGAUAACCAACCACAGUAUGACGUUGGAGGAGUUCAAACGCAUUUGGUGGAUGGAAUAUUUGCAUAGAACGUGGGGACGUUUGAUCGGCGCUGUAUUCAUAAUUCCAGCAGGAUAUUUCUGGUAUAAGGGUAUGCUGCAACGUGGAAUAAAAAAGCGCGUUGUUAUCUUAGGAUCGCUGAUUGGCCUGCAAGGACUCAUGGGAUGGUACAUGGUUAAAUCUGGAUUGGAAGACCGUUUUACGGAACCUUCGGACGUGCCACGGGUGUCGCAGUAUCGUUUAGCCGCGCAUCUUGGAUUGGCGUUGUUCUUGUACACCCUGUUUCUCUAUAACGGCUUGCGUCUUCUGAUUCCCGCUCAAAAACUGACCGCCGAGUUCUCUGGCACCACAAGUAAUACACUGAAGGCGCUGAGAAGAUUCAAAGGAUUGAUUCACGCGACGAAAGGGCUGAUAUUUGUCACUGCUUUGUCGGGAGCACUCGUGGCUGGAAUGGACGCCGGUCUUAUUUAUAACACUUUCCCAAAAAUGGCAGAUAAGUGGAUACCCGAUGAAAUACUUGCCAUAUCGCCUGUAUUGCGAAACUUCACGGAAAAUGCAGCCACAGUUCAAUUUGAUCACAGGAUUUUGGGAAUCACCACCUUAGCCUUGAUAACUUGCUUGGGUGUUUUGUCCCGUAAACAUCAACUUCCUGAUUAA
Molecule: messenger RNA, 1437 nt
Organism: Vollenhovia emeryi
Lineage: Eukaryota; Metazoa; Arthropoda; Insecta; Hymenoptera; Formicidae
Product: cytochrome c oxidase assembly protein COX15 homolog
Exons: 7
Coding region: 328-1437 (369 amino acids)
Biological process (GO): heme A biosynthetic process
Cellular component (GO): mitochondrial inner membrane
Molecular function (GO): oxidoreductase activity, acting on NAD(P)H, heme protein as acceptor
Source: RefSeq, a predicted model, not a curated record